This is a messenger RNA of Tinamus guttatus (white-throated tinamou), 1076 nucleotides long. It is a transcript of the gene CMKLR1, whose product is annotated as chemerin chemokine-like receptor 1. NCBI's taxonomy places the organism in Eukaryota, Metazoa, Chordata, Aves, Tinamiformes, Tinamidae. Gene Ontology annotation, cellular component: plasma membrane. The record is from RefSeq and is a predicted model, not a curated record. Gene Ontology annotation, biological process: positive regulation of cytosolic calcium ion concentration; inflammatory response; phospholipase C-activating G protein-coupled receptor signaling pathway. Gene Ontology annotation, molecular function: complement receptor activity; G protein-coupled receptor activity.
AUGGGCCUGCAAAACUUCUCGGAUUACCCCGAAUACCUCCAUAACUAUAACGAUGAUGCAGAUUACACCUACGAUGAGUUAGACAGCUUGAAGACAAGCCCGUCCCUCGAUGGGAAGGACAUCGCCAGGAUCCUCUCUGUUGUCAUUUACAGCGUGUCCUGCGUGCUGGGCUUACUCGGGAACGGCCUCGUCAUCGCAAUCAUAACGCUGAAGAUGAAGAAGUCGGUCAACGCCAUCUGGUUUCUCAACCUGGCUGUGGCCGACUUCCUCUUCAACAUCUUCCUGCCCAUUAAUAUUGCUUACACCGCCAUGAGGUACCACUGGAUCUUUGGGAAAGUCAUGUGCAAGCUCAACUCCUUCCUCCUCAUCCUCAACAUGUACACCAGCGUCCUUCUGCUCACCACCAUCAGUUUCGAUCGCUACGUGUCGGUGGUUUUCCCGGUGUGGUCUCAGAACCAUCGCUCGACCAACCUAGCCUACUUGGUUUGCUUGAUUAUCUGGACCAUCGGCAUCGUGAUGAGCUGCCCUUCGCUCAUCUUCCGAGACACGGCCCAAUCCUCCAGCAACGUGAUUUGCUUCAGCAACUUCUCCCUGUCCAGCAAUAAGUCUUAUCUGCCCCUGGCACUGGCAAGACACAGAACAGUGACCAUCACUCGGUUCCUUGCUGGGUACAUCCUCCCCAUAACCAUCAUCACCUUCUGCUACAUCGCCAUCGUCCUCAACCUGCGCCGAAACCGCCUUGCCAAAUCCAAAAAGCCCUUCAAGAUCAUCGUCACCAUCAUAGUCACCUUCUUCCUCUGCUGGAGCCCCUACCACCCUGAGCCCCACAGUGUCCCCUUCUCCGUGUUUGAGAUCGGCGUCCCUAUAACCACGGCGCUCGCUGCCUCCAACAGCUGCAUGAACCCCGUCCUCUACGUCUUCAUGGGCCAGGACUUCAAGAAGUUUAAGGUGGCCAUCUUCUCCAGGCUGGUGAACGCGCUCAGCGAGGAGACGGGCCACUCCAGCAUCGUGCACAGGAGCUUCUCCAAGAUGUCCUCCAUGACGGAGAAGGAGACGACGGUGCUGUGAACGCAACG